GCUUGCGCAGUGAGCGGUAGAAGGUACCAGAAGGCUGUGAGGCGCUGCGGUAACCGGUCCGAAGGGUCAUACCGCUGCCGUGCGUUCGGUUAAUACGGCUGACACCGUCCCGUGCUGUAAGUAUGCGCUCUGCCAGCCGCCCCUCACUCGCUGUCACUGACAUAAAAUGGCCGCGGACUGGCUGUCAGAGAGAGGGUACUGGUAUUGUUAUUAUUAAUGUCUGUCAGGGAGAGGGUACUGGUAUUAUUAUUAAUGGCUGUCAGAGAGAGGGUACUGGUAUUGUUAUUAUUAAUGGCUGUCAGAGAGAGGGUACUGGUAUUGUUAUUAUUAAUGGCUGUCAGAGAGAGGGUACUGGUAUUAUUAUUAAUGGCUGUCAGGGAGAGGGUACUGGUAUUAUUAUUAAUGGCUGUCAGGGAGAGGGUACUGGUAUUAUUAUUAAUGGCUGUCAGGGAGAGGGUACUGGUAUUAUUAUUAAUGGCUGUCAGGGAGAGGGUACUGGUAUUGUUAUUAUUAAUGGCUGUCAGAGAGAGGGUACUGGUAUUGUUAUUAUUAAUUGCUGGCAGGGAGAGGGUACUGGUAUUGUUAUUAUUAAUGGCUGGCAGGGAGAGGGUACUGGUAUUGUUAUUAUUAAUGGCUGGCAGGGAGAGGGUACUGGUAUUGUUAUUAUUAAUGGCUGGCAGGGAGAGGGUACUGGUGUUAUUAUUAAUGGCUGGCAGGGAGUGGGAACUGGUAUUGUUAUUAUUAAUGGCUGUCAGGGAGAGGGUACUGGUAUUAUUAUUAAUGGCUGGCAGGGAGAGGGUACUGGUAUUGUUAUUAUUGAUGGCUGUCAGGGAGUGGGAACUGGUAUUGUUAUUAUUGAUGGCUGUCAGGGAGUGGGAACUGGUAUUGUUAUUAUUAAUGGCUGUCAGAGAGAGGGUACUGGUAUUGUUAUUAUUAAUGGCUGUCAGGGAGAGGUUACUGGUAUUGUUAUUAUUAAUGGCUGUCAGAGAGAGGGUACUGGUGUUGUUGUUGUUGUUAUUAUUAUUAUUAUUAUUAUUAUUAAUGGCUGUCAGAGAGAGGGUACUGGUAUUGUUAUUAUUGAUGGCUGUCAGAGAGAGGGUACUGGUAUUGUUAUUAUUGAUGGCUGUCAGAGAGAGGGUACUGGUCUUGUUAUUGAUGGCUGUCAGAGAGAGGGUACUGGUCUUGUUAUUAAUGGCUGUCCGGGAGAGGGUACUGGUCUUGUUGUUAUUAUUAAUGGCUGUCAGAGAGAGGGUACUGGUAUUAUUAUUAAUGGCUGUCAGAGAGAGGGUACUGGUAUUGUUAUUAUUAAUGGCUGUCAGGGAGAGGGUACUGAUAUUAUUAUUAAUGGCUGUCAGGGAGAGGGUACUGGUAUUGUUGUUAUUAUUAAUGGCUGUCAGAGAGAGGGUACUGGUAUUAUUAUUAAUGGCUGUCAGGGAGAGGGUACUGGUAUUGUUAUUAUUGAUGGCUGUCAGAGAGAGGGUACUGGUCUUGUUAUUAUUAAAGGACCACUCUAGUGCCAGGAAAACAUACUCGUUUUCCUGGCACUAUAGUGCCCUGAGUGUGCCCCCACCCUUAGGUUCCCCCUCCCGCCCGGCUCUGGAAAGGGGAAAGGGGUUUAAACUUACCUUUUUCCAGCGCUGGGCGGGGAGCUCUCUACCUCCGUUCCUCCUCCUGGGCUGAAUGCGCACGCGCGGCGAGAGCUGCGCACGCAUUCAGCCGGUCGCAUAGGAAAGCAUUUAAAAUGCUUUCCUAUGGACGCUUGCGUGCUCUCACUGUGAAAAUCACAGUGAGAAGCACGCAAGCGCCUCUAGUGGCUGUGAAUGAGACAGCCACUAGAGGAUUAGGGGAAGGCUUAACCCAUUCAUAAACAUAGCAGUUUCUCUGAAACUGCUAUGUUUAUAAAAAAAAAUGGGUUAACCCUAGAAGGACCUGGCACCCAGACCACUUCAUUAAGCUGAAGUGGUCUGGGUGCCUAGAGUGGUCCUUUAAUGGCUGUCAGAGAGAGGGAACUGGUAUUGUUGUUGUUAUUAUUAAUGGCUGUCAGAGAGAGGGUACUGGUAUUGUUAUUACUGGUGGCUUUCAGGGAGAGGAAACUGGUAUUAUUACUGGUGGCUUUCAGGGAGAGGGAACUGAUAUUAUUACUGGUGGCUGUCAGGGAGUGGGAACUGGUAUUAUUACUGGUGGCUGUCAGGGAGUGGGAACUGGUAUUGUUAUUACUGGUGGCUGUCAGGGAGUGGGAACUGGUAUUGUUAUUACUGGUGGCUGUCAGGGAGUGGGAACUAGUAUUGUUAUUACUGGUGGCUGUCAGGGAGUGGGAACUGGUAUUGUUAUUACUGGUGGCUGUCAGGGAGUGGGAACUGGUAUUAUUACUUGUGGCUGUCAGGGAGUGGGAACUGGUAUUGUUAUUACUUGUGGCUGUCAGGGAGUGGGAACUGGUAUUAUUACUUGUGGCUGUCAGGGAGUGGGAACUGGUAUUACUGGUGGCUGUCAGGGCGUGGGAACUGGUAUUAUUAUUGAUGGCUGUCAGAGAGAGGGUACUGGUAUUGUUAUUAUUAAUGGCUGGCAGGGAGAGGGUACUGGUAUUGUUAUUAUUGAUGGCUGGCAGGGAGUGGGAACUGGUAUUGUUAUUAUUAAUGGCUGUCAGGGAGUGGGAACUGGUAUUGUUAUUAUUAAUGGCUGUCAGGGAAAGGGUACUGGUAUUGUUAUUAUUAAUGGCUGUCAGGGAGAGGGUACUGGUAUUGUUAUUAUUAAUGGCUGUCAGGGAGAGGGUACUGGUAUUAUUAUUAAUGGCUGGCAGGGAGAGGGUACUGGUAUUGUUAUUAUUAAUGGCUGUCAGGGAGAGGGUACUGGUAUUGUUAUUAAUGGCUGUCAGGAGAGGUACUGGUAUUAUAUUAAUGGCCGUCAGCAGAGGGUACUUGCAUUUUAUUAUUAAUGGCUGUCAGAGAGAGGGUACUGGUAUUGUUAUUAUUAAUGGCUGUCAGAGAGGGUACUGGUAUUAUUAUUAAUGGCUGUCAGGGAAAGGGUAUUGUUAUUAUUAAUGGCUGUCAGGGAGUGGGUACUGGUAUUAUUAAUGGUCAGAGAGAGGGUACUGUUGUUAUUAUUAUUGUCAGGGAGAGGGUACUGUUAUUAUUGAUGGCUGUCAGGGAGAGGGUACUGGUAUUGUUAUUAUUAAUGGCUGUCAGGGAGUGGGAACUGGUAUUGUUAUUAUUAAUGGCUGUCAGGGAGAGGGAACUGGUAUUGUUAUUAUUAAUGGCUGUCAGGGAGAGGGAACUGGUAUUGUUAUUAUUAAUGGCUGUCAGGGAGUGGGAACUGGUAUUGUUAUUAUUAAUGGCUGUCAGGGAGUGGGAACUGGUAUUGUUAUUAUUAAUGGCUGUCAGGGAGAGGGUACUGGUAUUGUUGUUGUUAAUGGCUGUCAGAGAGAGGGUACUGGUAUUGUUAUUAUUGAUGGCUGUCAGAGAAAGGGUACUGGUAUUAUUAUUAAUGGCUGUCAGGGAGAGGGUACUGGUAUUGUUGUUAUUAUUAAUGGCUGUCAGGGAGAGGUUACUGGUAUUGUUAUUAUUAAUGGCUGUCAGAGAGGGGGUACUGGUGUUGUUGUUGUUAUUAUUAUUAAUGGCUGUCAGAGAGAGGGUACUGGUAUUGUUAUUAUUGAUGGCUGUCAGAGAGAGGGUACUGGUAUUGUUAUUAUUGAUGGCUGUCAGAGAGAGGGUACUGGUAUUGUUAUUAUUGAUGGCUUUCAGAGAGAGGGUACUGGUCUUGUUAUUAAUGGCUGUCAGGGAGAGGGUACUGGUCUUGUUGUUAUUAUUAAUGGCUGUCAGAGAGAGGGUACUGGUAUUAUUAUUAAUGGCUGUCAGAGAGAGGGUACUGGUAUUGUUAUUAUUAAUGGCUGUCAGGGAGAGGGUACUGAUAUUAUUAUUAUUAAUGGCUGUCAGGGAGAGGGUACUGGUCUUGUUAUUAUUAAUGGCUGUCAGAGAGAGGGUACUGGUAUUAUUAUUAAUGGCUGUCAGGGAGAGGGUACUGAUCUUGUUAUUAUUAAAGGACCACUCUAGUGCCAGGAAAACAUACUCGUUUUCCUGGCACUAUAGUGCCCUGAGGGUGCCCCCACCCUUAGGUUCCCCCUCCCGCCCCGCUCUGGAAAGGGGAAAGGGGUUUAAACUUACCUUUUUCCAGCGCUGGGCGGGGAGCUCUCUGCCUCCGAUCCUCCUCCGUUCCUCCUCCUGGGCUGAAUGCGCACGCGCGGCAAGAGCUGCGCGCGCAUUCAGCCCGUCGCAUAGGAAAGCAUUUACAAUGCUUUCCUAUGGACGCUUGCGUGCUCUCACCGUGAAAAUCACAGUGAGAAGCACGCAAGCGCCUCUAGUGGCUGUCAAUGAGACAGCCACUAGAGGAUUUGGAGGAAGGCUUAACCCAUUGAUAAACAUAGCAGUUUCUCUGAAACUGCUAUGUUUAUAAAAAAAAUGGGUUAACCCUAGAAGGACCUGGCACCCAGACCACUUCAUUAAGCUGAAGUGGUCUGGGUGCCUAGAGUGGUCCUUUAAUGGCUGUCAGAGAGAGGGAACUGGUAUUGUUAUUAUUGAUGGCUGUCAGAGAGAGGGUACUGGUAUUGUUAUUACUGGUGGCUGUCAGGGAGAGGUAACUGGUAUUAUUACUGGUGGCUUUCAGGGAGAGGAAACUGGUAUUAUUACUGGUGGCUUUCAGGGAGAGGGAACUAGUAUUAUUACUGGUGGCUGUCAGGGAGUUGGAACUGGUAUUAUUACUGGUGGCUGUCAGGGAGUGGGAACUGGUAUUGUUAUUACUGGUGGCUGUCAGGGAGUGGGAACUGGUAUUGUUAUUACUGGUGGCUGUCAGGGAGUGGGAACUGGUAUUAUUACUUGUGGCUGUCAGGGAGUGGGAACUGGUAUUGUUAUUACUUGUGGCUGUCAGGGAGUGGGAACUGGUAUUAUUACUUGUGGCUGUCAGGGAGUGGGAACUGGUAUUACUGGUGGCUGUCAGGGCGUGGGAACUGGUAUUAUUAUUGAUGGCUGUCAGAGAGAGGGUACUGGUAUUAUUAUUGAUGGCUGUCAGAGAGAGGGUACUGGUAUUAUUAUUGAUGGCUGUCAGAGAGAGGGUACUGGUAUUAUUAUUGAUGGCUGUCAGAGAGAGGGUACUGGUAUUGUUAUUAUUAAUGGCUGUCAGGGAGAGGGAACUGGUAUUGUUAUUAUUAAUGGUUUUCAGAGAGAGGGUACUGGUAUUGUUAUUAUUAAUGGCUGGCAGGGAGAGGGUACUGGUAUUGUUAUUAUUAAUGGCUGGCAGGGAGAGGGUACUGGUAUUGUUAUUAUUAAUGGCGGUCAGGGAGAGGGUACUGGUAUUGUUAUUAUUAAUGGCUGUCAGAGAGAGGGUACUGGUAUUAUUAUUGAUGGCUGUCAGGGUGAGGGAACUGGUAUGGCUGUCAGGGUGAGGGAACUGGUAUUGUUGUUAUUGAUGGCUGUCAGGGAGAGGGUACUGGUAUUGUUAUUACUGAUGGCUGUGAGUAGCUUAGUCUCAGCUUUUCGGGCUGUGAUGGUUGAUCUAGGACUACACCUCUCCUGAUGCCCAGCCAGCCUUCAAUAACAGCCUACUGUUCUUUAUUUCCCUGGAAAACAAAACAAUACAAUUCUAAUUAAGGCUGGCCAGGCUCCACAGGAGUUGUCAUUUGUUAAGUCCCUACCUCUCCCAUAACUAUUGAGCUUGAGGUAGGGGUUGUAAUACACUCUUCCCUUCCAGCACCUGGGAUUUCAGCAUUAAAGGACCACUAUAGGCACCCUGACCACUUCAGCUUAAUGAAGUGGUCUGGGUGCCAGGUCCAGCUAGGUUUAACCCUUUUUGCUGUAAACAACUGCUAUGCUUACUUAUGGGUUAAUCCAGCCUCUAGUGGCUGUCUCAUUGACAGCCGCUAGAGGCGCUUCUCACUGUGAUUUUCACAGUGAGAAGACGCCAGCGUCCAUAGGAAAGCAUUGAGAAUGCUUUCCUGUCGACUGGCUGAAUGCGCGCACGGCUCUUGCCGCGCAUGCACAUUCAGCCAGGGAUCUCAGAAGAGGGAGGAGAGUCCCCAGCGCCGAGGGAGCCCUGCGCUGGAAAAAGGUUAAGGGGGCACCCUGAGGGCAGUAUAGUGCCAGGAAAACAAGUUUCCGCAUUCUUUACAUAAGGGCGUCAAAUAAAUUCAGUAAUCGCAUCAAACCCCCAAGUAGCUGUCUGACAACCAUUCGUAGAUGUGGAAAUUGCAAAAUAUAAAUAGUGGCAUGUCUCAGAAAAGCACAGUUCACAUCAUCAAGGCAGCAUCUAUACACAGAAAUCAUUUCAGUAAUCUGAAGAAAUGUUAAUACUUAGAUUAUCCCUUUUAGAUGCGGAGGUGAUUACAUUGGCAUUCCUGAUUCUCUUGACCAUUGGCACUGUAGAUAUAUUACUCUUACUACACUAAUGACGGCUAGGAGCUUAACAGCGCUAGCUCCACCUUUUUGUUAGCUGUAUGAAAAGUACAUUAGAUAAAGUAGUAUUUAUCUUUUGAAUGAGUUGGAAUUUUAGUGAAAUUCCAGCACGAUGUUUAUAAACAUUACAUAAAGACUUUAUUUUUUUGAAGUGAUCAUUUUGGGGACAAUCACUUUUGCCUUCAUUAGUUGACAACUUCUUUUAUAUUCCUGAAUGGGCUAAGCAUCCAGUCUGCUCACUUCUCAAAGAAGUUCAGCAAUACAAUUACUGGCUUUGUUUAUGAUUGUCAGCAGAUAACAUUUGCUUUCAAUGCUGAUAUUGUUGAAUCUUGCACUUUGUCUUUUUGGGUUAUUGCUAGCUGCUGCCGUUCUGUGUCCCCUUGUUAUACACCAUGUAUUUUGAACCAUGCUUCCAAGUGCCAGAAAAGUAAUUGUUAUUUUAGCAAGAAUCACACCUCUAGCUUUGUGUGCAACCUUGCAAAGUUCACAACUGUAGUCUUUAGUUGUUUCAUAAUGAAAUAAACUUGAGCCCAAAUGGUUUAGAAAUAACCCACUAUUAGAGCAAGAUAUACACACUUCUAGAAGCUACAGAGGCAAUGUAAACAUUGUAUUUUCUCUGAAAAGACUGCUUACUGCAAAAACUUUGAAGGGAAUGAUUCUACUCAUCAGAACAAAUACAAUAAGCUGUAGUUGUUCUGGUGAUUAUAGUGUCCAUUUUAAAGGUAAACUAUACGGUCAGGAACACAAACAUGUACUCCUGACCCUAUAGUGUAAAAACCACCAUCCAAGCCCUCUGCCCACCCACAUUACCCCCCCUAGAUAUUGCAGCAUCUUACUUUUACUCCAGCCUGCAGCUGCUGGCCCUGCCCCUGUUCUGCCUGCUUGGCUGACAUAAUCAGAAGUGAUUCUCUGAGCCAAUCACAAUGUCUUCACAUAGGAAAUCAGUGGAUUGGCUGAGACUGUCAAGGAGGCAGAUCAGAGGCAGAGUUAGCACAAGCCAAACAGCCCUGGGCAAUCGGCAUCACUUCAUAGAGUUGCAUUGAAUCAAUGAAGCUCUAUGAGGAAAGUUCAGUGUCUGCAUGCAGAGGAUGGAGACACUGAAUGGCAGUCGCACUGCCAACGGGAAACACCUCUAGCAGCCAUCUGAGGAGUGGCCAGUGAAGUUAUCACUAGGCUGUAAUGUAAACACUGCAUUUUCUCUGAAAAGACAGUGCUUACUGCAAAUAGUUUGAAAGGGAAUGAUUCUACUCACCAGAACAAAUACAAUAAGCUGUAGUUGUUCUGGUGACUAUAGUGUCCCUUUAAAACUAGCUUUUUUUUAUUUUAAUUUUUUUGCAGUCAAACUCUUAUUGCUUAAUAUGCCUAGUGUUUGGCCCUGGUAGCUGUAAUUCCUCAUCUCUAAUGUCAUGGUUCCAGAAUAGCCUGCAGCAAACUUUGGUGGAGUUAAAGCAAGCUGCUCUGUUAUCAACCCAGGCCGUUCAGUCAAACCAUAAGAAAAGAGCAGAACCAGGUUCUCCCCUUCUAUAAGGAAGAAAUCUGGCUGGAAAAAUGAGUUCUGAUUCAUCGUCUAAUCAGUACUCUUCCGAAGAUUCCAAUGAUUCCUCUGACGAGGAAUAUUGCUUUCAAGAACAGUACCUACCUAAACUCAUCAAGGAGGUCUAUAGCCUCAUGGAUGUGGAGAAAUCUCCUUCAGGUAUUCACCCUUCUCUUCAUCAGUUGCUACUUAGAGAAUGGAGAUUUCCGGCCAAUAAAGCUUUUGUAUCCAAACAUUUCAAAACCAUUUUUUCACUUAAAGACCAACUAGAGACCAUUCCUAAAGUGGAAUUGCACAGCUAUGGAAGAAAAACACACUUCCUGUUGGGGAUUUUAGUUGGCUCCAGGAUGCGAUGGACAAACGAGCGGAAUCUUGCCUAAAGAAACUUUUUUUUCCUCUGCAGCGGCCCAGAGUAAGGCUCUAAUUUCAGGUUCUUCAGUAGCCAAAGCUCAAGGAUGUUGGCUGGAUACGUUGGAGAAACUUUAUAUGGGUUAAUCCAGAGAGGAUCAAGUUUUGAGGAAUGUUUAGAUGGCUGCGGAGUUUUUGGCUGACAAAAACUGUGAAAUUUUCAGCAAAAAUGAUGGGGCAUUCUGUCACCAGAUGUGCAGUAUGGCUCAUAAGUUGGUCAGCUGACUCUGCUAAAUAAAAAUUAAUUGUGUGAUCUCCCAUUUGAACAAGGUCGACUGUUUGGUUCGCAACUAGACGACCUGUUAAAACGUAUGGCGGAAGGUUGGAAAGCGUUGCCUGAAGGAAAGAUUGGAACAAACCCUUCUUCCACAAAAACAGAUGCUCUUACAGAGAUUCAUGUCGUAGGUUCUCCUAUAAGAAGAAUCAAGAAGGCCAUUUUCCUUUCAGGAUAAGGGAAAGAGGAACUUUCCAGGUGAAAAAGGAAAUAAGAUUAUGACACCAUUCCUGUAGGGGGCAGACUUCUUUUAUUCAGGUCAGAAGACUACUACAGACAGUUGGGUCCGGUCAGUAGUUCAAAGAGGUUACAGUAUAGAACUUCUCAAAUUUUUUCCAAGUAAAUUCCUCUGUUCAACUAUACAUUCCCCAGACAUGGCGGCAGUUCUUCUCUAACAGGUGGGGGUCUUAUGGCAGAAAAAUGUUAUAGAAAUUCUUCCAAAAGGAGAAGAAUUCAAAGGUUCUUAUUCAAGAAUAUUUUUGGUAAAAAAAAAAAAAAGCCAGAUGGUUCUUUCUGUCCAAUUCUGGAUUUAACAUUUAGUGAUUUAGUGAACAAGUUAGUGCUUAAUAGAAAAUUUCGCAUUGGAAAACAUCUCCGCAUCUCACAUAAUUCAACCAGGUUCAUGUUCCAUCAUUUGCAAGAUGCUGAUCUGCACAUACCAAUAGCAGCAAACAGCAGAAGUUUUUUUUAAGAUUUUUCCAUACAAGAUCAGCUUCUGCAUUUCCAAUUCAGGGCCUUAACCUGAAUCUCAUUCUAUCCUUUUUCUGGGUCUCAUUUUAGACUCUAUUCAAAUUGUCCUUCCAGAGGAGAAGAUACACAAGAUAAAGGACACCAUUAUCCGCUUGCAAAAGAAAAUGUGUUGCACUAUAAGAGAAGCUAUGAGACUUCUGGCUCUGUUCACUGCCACAAUUCCAGCCGUCAACUGGCCCAAGGCCCAUAUGAGACCAUUGCAAAAGGAUAUCCUCUUGUCUUGGGACAAGAAAACUACAUCCCUAGACCAGUCCAUAAUUUUUAGCUCUUAGGCUUGACUAAGCUUCCGUUGGUGGAUGACUUCACAUUUCCUCGUAUUCUACAAAAAAUCGUCCAGGACAAGUCUAAGAUGAUAGCAAUACUUCCCUUCUGGCCUCAAAUUGGUUCUCCAUUCUACUGCACCUAUUCAACAAGAGGUUUUUGAAACUUCCUAUGUCUGAGAAAAUUUGGGAUCAAAAAUUGGUUCCGCUUCACACCCUUCAAACAUUCCCAUUAACGGCUUGGGAUCUGAACGCCAGAUGCUGAGAUCAAGGGGACUCGGUUCUGAAGUAGUGGAUUUCCUAUUAGCAGCUAAAGAAGACUCCACUGCUUUAGUUUACGCUACAAUUUGGAAAAAGUUCUACUCUUGGUGCUAUAAUGUGCGGGUCAAUCCUCUAUCGGCUUCAGUUCCUUAGAUUUUGACAUUUCUGCAAUUAGGGUUUGCUAAAGGCCUUCAUUCUGCUACUCUGAAGGUCCACAUCUCUAUUUUUAUUUGUUUUUUCAGUAUUUGAGAAUUGGCUUCGGAUGCUCUUAUUCGAGACUUUUUAGAGCACUUUCUAGACUGCUUCUGACCAUCAGGGAAUUGGUUCCCCCUUGGGAUUUAAAUAUUGUCCUCUCGGCUCUUUGUGUAGCACCGUUUGAACCCUUGGAGUCUGUCAGUCUGAAGAUUCUUACAUUGAAGACCGUAUUUUUGGUUGCCAAACGUCUGGAUGAACUUCUUUUCCUCCUUUCCUAGUAUUUCACCUUGAUAUGGUGGUCUUGAAACUUCAUCCUUCUUUUCUUCCUAAGUGGUCAACUCACCUGAUAUAAAUUAGGAAAUUGUUCUCCCGACAUUUUGCCAUAAUCCUCAGAAUGCUGCGGAACAUAAAUUCCAUUGCCUGGAUGUUAAACGCUGCCUACAGUUUUACAUGGAAAGGUCUACUUCAUUUCAGAGAUAAGACAGACUGCUCGUCCUUUUCCAGGGUAAAAAUAAAGGUCUUAUGGAAUCUAAUGGCUCAUUGGCAAGAUGGAUUAAAGAAGCUAUUGUAUUAACAUACUGUUCUUCUCAGAUGUCUCCUCCUCUGAAUUUAAGGGCUCAUUCUACCAGAGCUGUUGCUAUCUCGUGGGCCUUAAGAGCUUCGGCUUCUCCUUCACUCACAGAUUUGCAGUGCAGCAACUUGGUCGUCUCUACAUACCUUCUCCAAAUAUUAUAGGUUAGACGUACUGGCCUCUGAGGAUUCUAAUUUUGGGUGUAAGGUGUUACAAGCCGUGGUGAAGUGAUGUUUCCCGCCCUAAGGGGAUUGCUUAUUUAUCCCUGUUGUAGUGCACUGCCUCUAAUCUGGAGGGAAAAGUUCAAAUUUUACUUACCGUUAAUUUCCUUUUCCUUAAGAUUAGAGGCAGUGCACAUAUUUCCAACCCUACUUAUUAAAGUUAUUUUUGCACUUAUUUGUCUUUUGUAUUUACUGGGGUUUUGGGGAUUCUGGGUGGUUUUAUACCUAUAGGAGGAGGAGCCUGGGAGGAGUCUUCAGGACUAAAAAUUGGUUGCCUGCCUUUCUGAUCCAGAUUAGAGGAAAUUCCUGUUGUAGUGCACUGCCUCUAAUCUUAAGGAAAGACAUUUACACUAAGUAAAAUUUUAACUUUUUUCUUUGGUAAGUGUGCUAUGCACUUUACAGGCUUGUUGUGGUGGCUUGUAACUUUUAAGGCCCUUUUUAGUAGCAUAGGACUCGAAACUUUAAUCUGAGUUAUUUCCCAAAGUGAGAAUUCAUAGUGGUUUUUAAAUUUAAUGUGGAAAUGGCCAAACUGGAAAUAUUUAAAAUUUGCUAUGCUUAGAGUUCAGCUACUCUGUCCUUAAAUUCAAAGUUCACUUUAAAUUUUCAUCAAUAGCUCUAUGGCUUUUCAUUGGACUUGUUCAAGAAGAUAGAUCAUGUGAGGUCUUCCAUAGACCCUACUUCUUUCUGUAUGUGUCAAUUUAUAAAUAUGACAGGGCACCUAGUGGCUACUUGUGAAAGAUGAGCAUGAUGGCGGUGUUCUAGAGGAAUAGGUUCACUUUCCUACCUGGUGAAACCACAUAAGUAUAAGUGCCACUGGAGCUGUUUGGGUGUCUGUACAGAAAUGAAUACCACUUGUAUUGGGAUACCCUAUGUUUCAAUGAGUGUUUGGCUGCUGUUCUUGUGUUUUCUAUCCAUUAAUUUUUGCAGUAUGACAGAAAGCAUGGCUCCCUGACAUCCAAAGCCUGCUUCCUCUGCAAGUACUUGCAUAAUGUGGAAGUCACUCGUCUUCAUUAUCCAUUCAGAAACCUCAUGCCAUUUAUGGCUGCAGUAGCUACGUUGCACCACAAUGUUGUUAAAGAGACUCUGAAGCCUGGCAAUGAAACAUACUUUUUAACACUCCAAGCGCUAUGACCACUACAGCCUCCAAUAAUGUUUAUGGGGCUGUAAGUGCCAUGGCAUUGUUCCACUGUUAGAAGUCAAACCAUUUUAGUACGGUUUGCCAACUUACCUUGGUCCUCCCAGGCAACUGUGCUGCUACUUCUGAUGUAUUUCUUCUCCAGCAGAAAGUGGAUGGCUCUACAGAGCAGAGCAAGCAAUGCUGAUACUCUCAGCCAGUGAUUAUGGUCCUACUUUGCUCUAGGGCAAAGGCAGUGACAUAAGGCUUCUCCAGCUUGAGCAGAUCCAAUACGGAUUGGGACCCAGAUAGUUACGCAUGGUACUUGUAGAAGAGUUACUUGGUAGCAGUUUCAUUCACACAAAAAUGAAACUGCUUUGGAAAAUGUGUAUCUGUACCUCCCCAAAGCAUAUAAUCUCCCUCCUGUUCAUUACAGAAGUGCUGGCAGAAGAAUUUCAAACAGUGGCAUAUUUUUGUUUUUUUAAGCUAACGUAUUUAUGAAAUACUCACAUUGUCUGUGUUGUAAUUUCCCUGCAUCUACUUUAUCUUAGGUGUUUUCUCUGUCCCUGACAAGAGGCGUAACUACUGCUGUCAUAUUUGUCAUUUCCUUUCUUCCCCUGUACUCACAGGCUACCUCAUUGCAACGGUAGCAGUCACAAUCGCGGUGUCUUGCAAAAUAUGCAAAGACUCCAGGCGGUGACAGAUCUGUUUUAAAUUAUUAUUUUUUUUUUUUUCUCCUUCCAUGUUUCUGCAAGUCUGUUAAAAAAAUUUUUUCUAGUAGUGUUUGUAUCUCUGAAUUUAUUUCUACAAAACAAUUACUUGCUACACUGUAGUCCCCAUUGAGUUGCCAAACUGAUGUUCCUGAACUGACAGACUAUGUAGACAAUCCUAUUUGAGACUUUCUGUGGUAUAGGCGUAGCAUUGUUCUGUGACAUUGACUGUGUUAGGUAUUUCUUACAAGUAGACCUGUGGGUAAAACAGUGUGUGCUUUAUCUGUACGCAGAAGACACACCAGGGUAUUGGAUUAUUAUUAACAGCUGUAUAGAAAUCAUUGAUCAGCGAAGUGCUAAAUAAACACCUGUUGUAUAUUUAUAGAUUGACAGAAAUGAGCUAUAUUUACACUGUCCUUAUUAAGGCGCUUUUGUCAGGAUGGUGAAUAUAUAUGAUUCGCCUGUGGGGUAAUGGAGUCAGGAGUGAUUAAUGAGUGGUUUAUAGAUGGGAUUAUGCUUGGUGUAUUGAUCAUUAGACAUUCCAUUCACAGUGCAUUGCUAGUAAAUCUCUUCAGCUUUCUGUUUACAAAAAGCAGGCCCCAUGCAGCAGUUGGCACAGAAACUAUCUCAUUAAAUCUCCAUGAGCAAUCCAAAGGUGCAUCGGAGGACUGCUAGCAUUUCUUGCUCCAUGAGCAGUCUCCUGGGCAUGAUCUGUACAUCAAAGGCUUUGGGAUUAUACUAGUCCCUGCUAGGGUUUUCCACUAACAUGUACUAACUGUUCAUGUUUCUUUGUGACUAUAUUAGCAUGCAUUAUCUUGUUAACUCUAAUUGCUGGUUUCUUGCUCUUCUGAUUUAAUAGAUAGGCUUACGUUUAGAGGUAUAUUUUGGCAUUUUGUUGACUUUACAUAUUUCUGGGUGUUAUUACUUUGCUUUACAAGUCUUUAAAGAAGACCUACAUAUAUAUAUAUAUAUAUAUAUAUAUAUAUAUAUAUAUAUAUAUAUAUAUAUAUAUAUAUAUAUAUAUAUAUAUAUAUAUAUAUAUAUAUAUAUAAAUUUUUUUUUUUUUUUGUGACUGUUUUAUAACGUAUUCAUGUCUUCCAGCUUGGUUGCUGUUUGGUUUGUUUUUUUAAUAAGUGCACAUAUUUAUUUUAUUCAAUAUGUUAUCCCUCUGAUUCCCUACUUUGCUUCCCUGUUUGCUGUUAAUUUCCCUCUUUACUAAAAGGCAAGUUGUCUUGGGAAUGUGAGGCCACUUUCACUUCAUAAGUUAUUGGGUGCUGAAAGCUCCAUUUCUUGCGAUUAAGUAGUGGUGGCAAGUUCUUUCCGUCAAAAUAAUGGACCUGCCAUUUUGAAAAUAAAAUUCCACUAUUUUUACUUGUUGUUCCUUUUGUGAAAUUACCCAUGAUGAAUAUCCUAAGAUUCCAUUAUAUUAUGUACCUGCAACAACAAAAAAAAUACUAGCAAGUUACCAGCCAAAUCCUACUCUGAAUUUUGGCCCACCCUGUAAUUAUAGCUUAAACAGAAAAUGAGUGAUGUGUUGGUUGUAAUUUUAAAAAUAUAUAUAUUUUUAGCUUUCAGAAACACAUUUUCCUACGUUCCUGUUAGUGAUUUCACUUGAAUUUAACUGCCAUCCUCCCCAUCUUGCACUUGUUCACUAAAAGACAGUCAUCAACUUCUGAAAUCUGAAUCAGAAUGGCUGGAAUCAAGAGGCCCGUGAUCUCUCAGCCUUGGGAGGAGGAGGAGUGCCUUGAAUACUAUGGAAUGCAUUCAUUGCAUCGCAUAUUCGAUGUCAUUGGUUCUCAUCUGACGGAGAACGAUGUUGAGGUGCUGUCUUUUCUCCUGCAUGAGUCAUACCCUUUUACCCACCCACUGGAUCCUCACAUUUGGACCGUUGAAGAGGAUGGUGGUAGUGAGCCAAGCAGUGCAUUACUGGCUUUCUGGCAGAGGUGGAACCGCAGGGGCAAUGCUCAAAAUAAUAUCAAUAAUUUGGAGUGCCCCGAACUUAAAUCCAAGAGUGGGCUUGAGAUACUUCUGGAGCUAGAGAGGAGAGGUGUAUGUGAUGAAAGCAACUUCACCAAUCUUCUGCAAUUGCUAAGAGUGCUAACGCGUCAUGACCUGCUCCCCUAUGUCACCAUGAAAAGACCCCGUACAGGUAAGUCCUGCACCUUUUUAUUUAUUUUAAAUUUGGUUUGCCAGUAACAUUAUCUGAAAUAGUUAGCUGUGUGCUUUGGUAUUUUGUUUUUGUAUCCAAGUAAAGCAGUACAUAGCCCUGACUCUUAAAGGGAUAACCUUAUUAUAAACUACACAUACUGCCAGUCAUUUUAGCACGUUGAGCAAUGCAUUGCAUUUAAAAAAAUAAUCUUCACACACAUAUAGUAAAAUAAUCCAUCAUAUUAUGUUUUAAUUCCUGCUUUGUACAGGCAGAUCUUUAAAAUGUUUUUUUUGGGGCAGACCUCACCUCAAAUAAAUGUGGUUCUACUGAUUUUUUUUUUAUUUUUUGCGCACCACCCCCACUUUUUAAAAAUGUAAAAAUAUAAUAUAUAAAAAUAAAAAAACCAGGAAAGGUAAAUUCAGAUUGCUCUGGUUUCCAAGUACGUCCAGGGGUUGUUACUAUCACCCAAUUUAAUGGUACUCAUUUUAUCUACCUCGGAAGGAUGAAGGGUUGAGUCAACCCUGCCGGGAUUUGAACCUGCGACCCCCAAGGGUUAGAACAGAUUCUGCUGUUGCAUUAGCCCACUGAGCUUGUGUGUGUGUAUUUUUUUUAUUUUUUUUAAGCUUUCCAAGUGUUUUAAGUUAUAUACGUAUGUAUUUGAAGUUCAUUUUUUAUUCCACUUCUAUGCAGUGUCUCCAGAGAGGUACACAUAUGGCCCUUCUGUGCCAGACUCUGAUACGCAGAUGGAUGGAUGCUUAAAUCCGACGUCCUCUAACACCAGAGACGAAAACUGGGAAACAGGUACUGAUAGACCUGUGUAUUCAUAAUGUUCCUGGUCCUUUUUUAAUUUCUCAAUAUUUGUAAAGACCACAUUGUGUUAAAAAUGUCUGUUAAACCUCUCAUGUGGAUUAGAAAAACAAACAAUCCAAAAGACCGUAUUCUGGCGAUUCUUGAAAUGUAUAGGGUACACUUUUGCGUUUGUGUAAGAGCGAUCUGUGCCAUUCAUUUUAAUCUGGAUUUAAGACAGUUAUUUUAUAUAAAUUCCCCUAUUUCACAGAUUAUCAUUUAGAAGGAAGCAACCUAUAUGCUGUGGUUUUAAAUUGUUCAGUGAGAAUUUAAUAUAGUAAGCAAACAAGAAACCCUUUUUAAACCAGGCUACAUUAUGGAUUUCUAUUUGGAGUUUUUAACCUAUACCUAAAAACAUGAUUAUUUUUUUUCUUGAUCUGUCCUAUUUGCAAUGGUCAAGCACUGUAGUGUAAAAUUGCACUUUCUAUGAAGACCACAUUGUACAAAAGUAAAUUGGCAAUGUGCAUAGCAUAGGACUAUGAAGAACAAUGUAGGCUUUCUUGAAAAUAGGCAUAUUAUGAAAAUAAAGCAAUAUAUAAGCUUGAAAUUACGGAACCAGAGAGGCAACCACACCUGAUAAAUUAAUUGGUAUGUCACAAUUCAGUAAAAAUAUUAACAUUCAAUUUUUAUGGUGGUUGUGUUCUCCGUACAGGUUCUAAUACCAACAAACGGAAGCGAGUAGGCAAUGGAAGAAGUCGCCGCUGCCGCCAAACACUGAAAAAAGCAGUGGGUUGCAGCAAUGACAACGCAAACCUACCUUCUCCUGCCCAGACCAGCGAAAGUAAAGUCACAUGUGGUAAGUACCUAGCAUCUCCUGUUCAUGUUUUUCUUCAUUUCUCCCCUUUUUUUUUUUUUUUUUUUGAGGGACAGUUGGCACGUGAAAAUGGACCAAAAUGCUUACCAUGGCUUGACCUGGGUUUCUGACUAAAUCUAAGGGGUGUGUUCGUGGUGGUGCCUGACCUACGAGGAUUUAUUAAGCACAUCUAUUGGCACAAACCGGACUGACACCAGUAUGGGAAUUGAUGUUUAAACGAAAAGUCCCACCUUUAUUGUAAUGAUAAAUAUCUGUUGUGGAAUGCCCUUUUAAUUGUUAAUAAAUAUGUGCAGCAAGGAAAGGAUUCAUUAGAAAGGCUGAUGGCUUCAUAAAAUAAUUUUGAGAUUUAAUUUAAUUUUUUGCAGAAACUGCCGGCAGACAAUGUUUCAAAGCAUUAGGCCGUUAGUUUUAUGUUACAACACAGAUGGUUAGCAUAGUAGAUUAAGUGGCACUAUCAUUAAGCUGCAUUGUUUUUCUUAUUAAACAAGCACACUAUAGGAUGUGGCGUGUGUAAAACUUGGAACAUGAUUCCAAUAUUCUCAGAUGUAUUUUUGAUGUGUUCUUUAAAAAAGCACGAAGUGCACAAAAACUACUACAGUGCACUGUAAUGGCCAUCUUGCCAGGAGUGCAAAACGUAUUGACUUCAUACCUGGAAUCCUUUGGGUGCUGGUUUCCGCCCCAACUAUCCUUCAGCAGAGCGCUGGAAGUUCCUUGGUAGGAUCUUCCAUUGGAUCUCUUGAACAGUUCGUUGGCUCAACGCAAUCAACUGAUGUUACCUAGAAACUUUCAGUUCUCAGCCAAUGGUACUGGAGGUGGGAGCAGCACCCAGCAUACCCUAGGUAAACAGCCACUUGAUCUUACAAGGUGAGGGGCACUCCUGGCACCACAACUGCCAUUGCAAGCUGUGAGUGUUCCUUUAAAAUGCAGUCGCUCCCUUGCACUGUACAAAUAAUUAUACAUUCAUCACUAGAAUAACUGGUGUACAGAAGGUGUUCAGCAACAUUUUAUUUACCUAACAGUCCUCAAUGGCUAUCAGUUGUGUAGAUGAAUAUUUGUCUGAUACUAGACCCCUAGCCGACUAUAACGUCAUGAUUUCAUAACUAAAAUGUUGCUGCAGCCAAAAACCUAGCAGGUUGACAGGUCAGGUUCAUUGGUAUUUUAGUCUGAGUCCUGUAUCUGCCUACAUCUGUUCCUGGAUUUUUCAAUGGCCGCAUUGAUCAUUGUUGGGUAAUCCCAAAUCUUGUAUAAUUGGUGGCCCGUGAGAACUGUUGCUCUAUCACAAAUUAUUUUAGGUGGAACUUAUCGUUUAACUGUCAAUUCUUUAUCCUGUAUGUACUGUUGGCAUUCUGCUUGACUAUGAACUUGCUUGGAAUUUUCUUUGUAACCACUGACCAUCCCUUCUCCAGUCAAGUGCCUUGGGGGCUUGGAUUCUUAACCUCCUUCUGUCACAAUAUGUUACUGUUUCUUAUCUUCUGUGACAGUGAGUUAACCUACACCACUAAGUUUUCUUCUAUUAAAGCACCCACUGCAUGGGUUAGUAGUUAGUGUGCACCGUAAUGGACACCACUGUGUGAUGAAAUGCCAAACCCAAAACAGUAUUCAUCCAUAAGAGUUCCUCAAGGUUAUGCCCACUUAAUGGUAAUCGCUCAACGCGCAAAGGUUCGCAUGACUUAUAUGGAGUAGCGUCGUUUCUGAAAUAUAUACAUAUUGGGUUGGCACACCUGCUUCAUUUUGCUGGCAUUUCUACAAAACUAGCGAACUACAGAUCUAUUAAAACAAAGUUCUUUGACCUGUUCUGCCACUAAUGAACUAACCGUGUACUAUUAAAACGUUUUCCGACUUCAGUACAGCUGUUUGGCAAACACCUUACUGUGCAACCUAUGGCCAAACUCUCCUCUAGAUUUAAAACUGAACAAGGAAUAGAGCAGCGCUAAACAAACUAAGAACACUAGGAUGGGAGGCAGCACACCUGAUAAUAAUGCAAUUCCUCCAACCCCUCAAGAAAACUAGAACAAGUCAAAGAACAAUAUACAGGUAGCGCCAAGAAAAAUACUCCAAACACAAUAGUAUAUAAUAAUAACAAUAAAAUCCAUUUAAAAAAACACGGGAUAUAAAGAGUCCACAAUAAAACUUAAAAAAAUACCAAAUGGUACGGCACAGUCGCAAAGGUGGCAAUAGAUCUUCUAGUCCUGGUAUGGGACUUUCUUGGUAGCUUCGCUUAAUAUCAGAAUAUGAAAAGGAAGCAAAAACAGAGGCAAACCAAUAGUGCAAUAUGGUAGUAUGUGGUAGGACAAAUGACACUUGAUAAGAUGUCAACUCACAUAUGGUAGAGCUAUAACCAGCUCUGGGUAAAACAGCAUUCAGUGGUAUACAAUCCCUGCUUGCAGGAUAUCCCUCUGGUUUUGGUACACAGUAGAAUGAUGGUAGAUCAUAUGGAAUGACAAAAAUAAGCAGCCAGUAGUGCUCUCUGUAUGGAUAGGUAAGUAUUAAUAAGGUAAAUAAAAAUAUACUUACAAUAGAGUGAGCAGACUAACCGCUCUAUUUAUCAAGCCUGGGUGGUAUAAUUCCCACCAAGGAUUUCUUUGGUUGGUUGUCCACAGUAGGUGAUGGGUCCAGAUGUCAGGUAAAAGUAUAAAAAUAAAUAAGUUCUAAAAAUAUAUGGCUAAAAGGCAGGUAGUGAGGUAGCCAAAAUACUUUAUUUUAACAACAGCACAAAAUCCUCGUGUUUCUCACCAUAGGGCUUUCUCAAGUGGUAAAAACAGAUACCUGACAUAAUAACUAGGUUUAUAUAGACUUUAAAAUACUUAAUUUUGGCGCCAACAUGACAUCCUUAAUCACUUUAUUAGGUCCAAGCAAUAUAUUGUGUGUGGCAGUGUAGCUUUUGUAAUUAGAACAAUAUGACAUAUUAGGGGAGUGUGGUAGUAUUAAAAAGUAUAAAAUGAACAUUUUUAGACGAGAUAACAAUUGAUAGAAAAUUAAUAAAAAGAAACACAGCCUUUAGGUAUAUCUGCUAAAUGGUCACAAUUAAAAACCUAUUCUACAGAAAGUUAAAAAGAUCAAAAUCAGCAUGUAAACCUUCUGGUACCAUAGUUCUCAAGUUAAAAACCCACUGCAUCUCAUGAUUUCCCAGAAUUUGUUUUUCAUAUCACCUCCAUGGCAUAGUACAUUUUUGUAUGCCAGUAAAUUUUAAACAUCCUGGAAAUGUUUUGAUACAGUGUAAUUUAAGUAUCCUUUUGUUAUGUUUCGGCAAUGGGGUGCUUUUAAGUUUUAUUGUAGACUCUUUUUAUAUCCUGCAGGUUUUUUUUAUUGAUUUUGUUCUUAUUUAUAUACUAUUGUGUUUUGGAGUAUUUUUCUUGGUGCUACCUGUAUCUUGUUCUUUGACUUCUCUAGUUCUGCAAGAUUAAAGUAUGAAACUGGCACGUCACUUUUUAGAUUGUUUUUGUUUUAAUGAUAAGAAACCUGUUAGAUGACUAGCAGUGAACACAAUUUUACAUGUCUCCAAGCAUGGUGGUUUACUGAACUCUGUUCAUCCAUUUGGCUGGUCCAUCUUCUAUAAAGCGACAAACUCCCUAACACUAAUUCUGCUUGCGAUGUAUGUGCUUGCUUAUUGUGUACUCUCUAGGAUCACCGUUUUUUGCGCAUUUUAUACCUCAGACUAAGAGCGCUUUAAUACACAUUCUGCGAACUGCCAGCUGCAAUAACUCUUGUGUAUUACAACUGGUAAUAUUUAAUUUAAAAACUGCAUGACUACAAGAUUUAAAUAAAAAGCCAAAUUCUAUGGUACCUCAACCAAAACCACUGUUCUUUAGGCAUUUCAUCUUUCCAAAAUAUCGCCACUCUGUUGCCUCCAAUAUCAUAUAUGAAUACUAAUGUUUUCUGGUCUGAAUCCAUCCUUCCAUCUUUUUGUGCAAAGAUGCUAUCCCACAGUCUGCCAGUCCAAUGUUUGUCUAAUAUGUCUAUGCUCCAAUAUUUCUCACAUUUCAACGAUUUGCAGGAAAAGUCCUAAAGAAGAAAUGUACUGGUUAAAAUAAUAAGUUCAUAAUUAAAAUCGUCAAACCUCUGAUAGCUGCAAGGACGAAACAGUAAGACUUUUCAUAUCUUAAGUGUUGUGUUUUUUGUUUUUGUUUUAAAUCUGUUUCUCCAUUAGUUGGAGAAAUAUGCAUCCCUUUACCAGGUUUAUCCAUCAUGUUACAGGCUGUUCCCCCAACCAAUCAGAGUGUGUAGCAUUACCAGGUUUAUCCAUCGUCCUAGAAUUGUUGCUCUGCUGGUUUGGAGGAACUUGCUAUAUUUAUCCAUCUUGAUACAUGUUUAUCUCCCUUACUGCCAAAGCAACCUGGAUCACAGUGCUGAAUAUUGUGUUGCAGGCUUGUUCCUCUAUGAGACAGAGGUACCUUCACCACAAUUCCUGAUGUAUCCACUACUUUACAUGCUGGUUCCUUCAGCUGUCAUAUGAACCCGCAUUACUGUGUUUGGAUAUGAUACAGGCUUGGGAGAGCCAGCACCUCCUGUACAGUAGGCCAGGCCUCAGUCUUUUUUAAUGCUGUGCCUAGCUCUCACUGCUACUGAGAAAUGAUGCAUAAUUUGACUAUUGUAGCAUCUAAAAACGUUUCGUAUUCAUGAUUUUUCUUAUAUUUAGACUCUUCAAGCAAAAUAAACAGUAAUUUUUUUAUUUUUUUUAGUCUGUGGUGUUACAUGUUCCUUUUUCUCACAGACUUAAAAUUCCCAUGAGCCUUCCUGAAAUGUCAUGGUGUUAUCUUGCUGUUCUCCUCAGUCGAUUUUCUCUAAAAUUUAAAUUCCAGGUGUUCUGAGCAAAGGUUGAUGGUUAAAGAGAGAAAAUCUCUCAAAUAAGGAAAUGGUCAUGCGUUCUGCCCUCCUCAAACAUCCAUAUCCAAAAGGUAAAUGUAUGCCUUCUGCAAGUGAGACACCUUUCAUAGACUGAAUUCUCCUGAGCAAGUGACAAAAUGACAGUGCCAAAAUCAGUCCUCGUACAUGCAUGCUGUUAUCUUGACCUGGGACAGCACUGUUUUCACCCAUUAUACAAGCUCAUAGAAAACUUGGGAGGAUAUUGAAUGUCUGUCUUGAAUUAUUCUGCCCAGGCCUCUUGUCUGACAGUAGUCUUCCUUUCCUAUAGAUGUUGGCCUAGCUGUGUAUACCUACUAGCUGUAAACAAUUUUUUGCCUACUCUGUAGUCAAUGAAAAAACACUGUAUAACCAUUUCACUACUCCACUCCCAAUAGUCAGGUGUUCUGUGCUGCAGAUACCAGAAAUCAAAGGUUUUGCUUAACCUAUGUCACCAAGGUAAUCUAUUUAUACAGGAUAUUCACUAAACUGGAAUUUGACCAAGGAAUUUUAAAAAGUUUGGCCAAAAUAGCCAGGUAGGGCAAACAAUGUUGCAUUGUCACCUAGAAUUUCUAGUUCUGUGCUUUAAUUCUGUUUUAGUGAAUAACCCAUUAGUAUUUUAAAGUGGAUCUGAAAUUAUUUUUUGUCUUCCAAUUUUUGUUAUAAGCAAAGUUUUGUUGUUUUUUAUUUUUUUUCUCCCUAUGUGGACUUGUUUGCAUAUUUAAUACACACCCCUGUAACAUUAAUGCUAGCUACACACUUGUGUGUUGCUCAGUCAAGUCUAGACAUUAAUAUGUAAUAUCCAGUAAUGAUCUAGACCUGUAGUGCACUUUUUUUUUUUUUUGUAUUGGCAAGGAUCGUAAUGUGUACCUCUGCCAACCCUGUCUAGGGCCUUGCCCCAAUAAGAUGAUUCAUUCAUCCAGGGAAGAGGAAGGACUAAUCCGGAUCACUGUUGCACCAGUGUUCCCAGGUAUGUCUAUAGGCCAUUAAUGAAACACUAACUGUAAACACAGAAAUUUAGUUUUUAUGGGUUUAGGAGGUUAGCCUAGUGUUGUUAAAGCAGCUGCUAUCCAGCUUCAGAUCCCAUAACCAUGCUAUUUUAUGCAAGCAGCUGAAGACGUAAUUUGCGUUAGCGGGUAUAUACUCUACUUUGUGAGCAAAUAAAUCGUCUAUAAACGUUUUUUCCCUGAGAUUACAUGGUAUGCUAUUUGUCUAAUUGACUAUUUAAACUGAGAAAUAGUGAUGCCAGAUUACCUUAUGUGGUUUUGUAACGGAUUACAGAAUUUACAUGAAUCAUAUUUAAUAAAUAGCAGAUGUGCUCUUUUUUUAUGUUGGGAAAUAGACAAAUCUGCUCACAGAAACAUCAGAGUGAGCUGAAAGAGGUUGAAGACUGGAUAGCUAUUGGAGGUCACUACAUCAUUAAAACUGCAGGAUUCCCAACUGUGACCCUUACUAAUUAGACAUUCCUCUCCCUGCAGUCUAUAUGAGCAGGCACGCUGUUUGCCGACGGGCCUUAUUUUCUGAUAUCUGCUGCUAUACUGAAAGUAUCCUUUAUUUAUUUUUUCCCUCCAACAUUCGUUAUAAUAUAUAAAAUUUUCUUCAGAUAAAAUGUCAUGUAUUUUUUCCAAUAGUUUUUUUUUGUCACUGUUAAUGAGUGAAUUGAUGCCUAAUUAGAAGAAAAAAAAAUGUUCUGUUGUCAAAAGCUCAACCUGUCUCUCUCGGUUCACAGUUAAGAUCGCCAAUGGAAAAAACCCAUACCUAGCUGUUCUGACAGCCUGGCACUGCAACUCAAUGGUAAACUUGGGAGCAAAACACAGACGUGUUUUGUUUCUGCUUCCGUCUGCACUGUUGUACAAGCUGAUCUGCUCCACUAAUAAGUUCACUAUUACACCGUGGAUGUUCAUUGUCAUCAAAAAAAAAAAAAAAAAUGGAAUACUGUACUGCAACCUUUGUCCUGGUUGUGACCUUUCUAUUAAAGAGGAAUAUAAAAUACCUCACAGCAGGGUUGUAGAGGAGCCCAUUAUCUGAAUUCUGUAGAUUUACAUGAAAUGUCCUUGUUUAAACUCUUCACUGCCAUGGGAUUUAGUAACCACCAAUCUGCGUCGUACUUAUAAAGUGGCCACAUUCUGCUGCUCUGUUCAGCCUGUUUAAUAAGAGAUAUACAGCCUGUAUGAUGCUAUUCAUAUCUUACAGUAUACCUGAUGUUUGUGUGGGCUUGCACUACCUGGCAGUCAUUGGGUUUUAAAAUGUCAUACUGAUUCUCUGAAGAAAACAUUUAAAGAGAAAUUUAUCAUUUAUAUGUGUGCAUAUAAGUGUUUAUAGUCUUUCAACACAAAAGAUAAAGACAUCGAAAGCUUUCUAGAACACAACCAGAACAAAGUGUUUUGUUUUUUUUAAUUCCUUAUUUACAGAUAUCUGUACACUGAUCAUAUCCGGUGCAUACCAUGUAUGCUAAAACUGCUACAUCAGUUUAGGACUGUUGCAUAUGUGUAAGACCAGAAAAUCAAUACUUCUAUAGUCUGCAUUUCUGAGUGAUCAAUUUUAAUUUUUCAGAGUGAUACUGGUUAGAAGUAAUGUCUAUCUUUCUACAUAGCAUAGCUUUGAAGAGAGAUAGACAUUACUUCUAUAUUUUCUACGGCAACUGAUGUUUUUUUAAACUGUGCUACGUUUCAGAUUCUGUCAUUCAUUCAGCAACAGAGGAGGAAAUUAAAUAAAAUAAAAAAAAUAAAAAUGUUCAGUGUAAUAAACUAAAUCAAGCCCCAUGGUCUGAAAUGUACCUAUGCUUGGAUAAUUGUAAAUUGCACAAUAAAAUAUUGGUUCAGGCCAUACAAUCCUUUGAGUAGUCUUGGACUCUUGCUUCUAAGUAAUAGUUUAUUCAUCUUAAAAUUAUCACUAUAAGAUAUUGUGCUUUUUUUAAAAUUUAUUUAUUUAUUAAAUACAAAUGAAGCAAACAGUUCUAUUGAUGUCCUUUUUCAAAUCUUCAAAGUAAUCUCCCAGUCACUCAGCAAAUCUAUGAAUAUAAAAAAAAAAAAAAUACAAUCUGAGUUUGCUAUUCCUAAGGCAAUCCAACCAUGUGUUUCUCUCUAUGCAACUUUGGUUUUAGAAACAUGGCUGGCCAUCAAUGCACUCACUCAAUCACCAAGUGACAAUUUCAAAGCUCACAUGAUGUAAUAGUUUUUGGGGUUGAUUUUUUUUUUUUAAAUUAGGGUUUUAGUUACAAUAUAUGAUCAUACAUUGCUACAACAUCAAUUUUAAAAAAAACUAAAAACAAAUGUUCCAAAAAAAAGUCUAAUGAAAUUCUAAAAGUCUUGGUGUACGACGUUGAUGUGUUUCUUUUGGGUUAAUGGGUUGUAAUUUGUAUGAGCUGUAAGCAUUCUGACUGGAAAAAAUAUGGAAUUUGCAGUUUAAUUUUUUUGUAACAAAAAGUAGUACAAUAAAGGUGCAAUGUGCUCUCCCUUUUCACUAAAAACUCCACCCCUUUUGCAGAAACAUGUCCUCUUAUGAUCCAAAUAAUUGUUGGCAUAUUCUUACCCUCAUACUUGGAUGUGCAAAUGUCUCACCCCAGUUAGUCUUUUUAAGUCUUAUUGCGAGGAAACCAAUCCAAGUGAAAUUAUCAGCAUCAUUGAUUCUCGAUAAGGAGCAGCGCGUAUCAGUCAUCCUUCCCAUAUUUGCACUUUGGAUGUCAAGUGUUCCUAGUACAAACACAGAUAUAAUGACUGUAGCCUCUCAGCUGAUUACUAUUCUCAAUGUCCUGUCUGAGACUGAAUGGAUUUUAACUAAUACCUGGAGACGUUGGGCUUGUUACGUCAAAUAUGCUCUGCAUAGGUCAGCAAUCACAUAAUAUACUGGCUAAACUAUUACCCACUUGGUAAUUUCAAUAUCUUACCACAAUAAAACCAUGCAAAAAUGUUGAUUUAAAAAAUUAGACUUUUCAUAAACAAGCCUGUAAACGAGAGUUCUGUGCUGAAUAUGAUUUCAGACCACCAAUAGGCUUAUAUAAGGUUUAUUAUAAUGUAUCCAGCACAUUUGCUUCCAUCUUACUGUGGAAAGGUUUGGUGAGAAUUUGCAACACAUUGCACCAGUGCUUGUGCUCUAUCAUUGAGUGGGUUAGUUAUUGAUGAAAGGAACUUUAUUGUGCAUGUACAAACAAACUGUGAUAUUAUGCCCUCUCAGUUAAAUACUUCUACAGGUUGACCUUCAACAAGAAAAGAGAAAUAAAGAGGAAAAAAAAUCCCUUAAUAAGCGUAUGUAAUGAGCCAGCCGUGCUCUCUUUUACCAACAUAUUUGUGAUGUUUUGGUUAGAUAUUCCCACUCUAAUUCUCUGAAAAUACUCUCAUGAAAGAAAAUCCAGAAUAAGCUAUUAAUUCAUGCAACUUUUAUAUGCUUGAAAUGCAGUUUAAAAAAUCCAAAAUCUUUAAAUUUAGUGUGACUUUUUUUUUUUUUUUUUUUUAAGUGCUUUUAUUCGUAUAAUAUACAUAUUUAUUUUUUCUGUCUUUGGUCUUUUCACUUUUAGCAUUUUUCAGUCACUGAAACAGGAUAUAGAAAUCUGGAUUUAAAAAAAAUAAAAAUAGUAUUGCAAUGAAGGCUCUAACAAAUAUUGGCCAAUAUCUGCAGCUUUAGAGUGGUGUUUACUAGCAUUUUAAGGGCCUUUGUUUUGGCUCUUAAUAUUUUAGUAGGUUAAUGUUACAUUUGCAUGACUGUUUUUUGCAUUUUGUCUGUUUUUAAUGGCUUUUAUUUUUCUUCCCCCUCCCUUUUCUCUCUCCUUCCCUCAUCCUUUCCAGGGAUACGUCUGCGGGUUCGAGCAGAAUACUGCCAUCAUGAUUCAAUUCUGAGGCAGAAUGUCCUGUCUGUAAAACAAGACCCAUUGGAGAAGCAGUUUGACCUUUUUAGUCAGUCCAACACAGUACUAAAAUCUCGGGACCUUGGCUCAAUUAUUUGUGACAUCAAGUUCUCAGAGCUAUCCUACUUAGAUGCCUUCUGGACGGACUACAUGAAUGGUUCCCUGUUGGAGGCACUUAAGGGGGUUUUCAUUACAGAUUCUCUGAAGGAGGCUGUGGGUCAAGAGACCAUCCAACUUCUAGUCAAUGUAGAUGAAGAUGACUAUGAGGAAGGCCGCCGACUGUUGCUGGAAAAUGUUCCUCAGCUGUCUGGCUGAGCUCUGAGAGUUGUGCCAAAGCAUCUUAUCCUACCUGCUGGUAAUCAGGAAAAAAGACUCUAGAAAUUAAACAUUUUCCACGGGGCCUGCUUUCAGUGGUUCUUUUUCCCUCAUCUGAGACCGUACGAUGUUGCUCUUUCUGCAGUGUAGAAAGUUUACUUAAAAAUAAAAGUUGGGUUUGGAUUGGGAAACUUGGUGAACCCCCACUGUGGACACUGAAAGGAGGGCAUUGCCAUGGGAGCAAUUCUUUUUUUUUUUUUUUUCUUUUUUUUUUUCUUUUUUAAAUAAGGUUUGUAGCUCACUUUUUCUUUAGAGUUUAGAGACUUAAAUGGAAGUUUGGUAUUUUUUGAUUCCAGAUGAAAGCGUUGUCACACAAAUACUAUUCCUGGCCCUAAAUAUAUAUAUAUAUAUAUAUAUAUUUUUUUUUUUUUUUGAAGGCUUUCAUUGAGCCCAACUUUUUUUCUGUUUUCUAGAUGUAUGAAUAUGGCCUUUUGUUUCUUGGUCUGAAACCAUUAAAGAUUGUCUUGGUGCAAAAGGUGUGCAUAUGAUCAGGUCUUGAAUUAAAAUAAGCAGUGUGGCUCUCUGAAAUACCUGCAAUUUAUUUUUACUUGCUGGAAGCAUUUCCUGCAUUGAUACUUAUAAUCCCCACUGUCCGUGCACAGAAACAGUGAUUACAUUUAUGUUUCUCAAAGGGGUUGUUUUUUUUUUUAUUUUUUAUUUUUUAUUAUAAAUCCUUAAUGCUUCCCCCUCAAAACAAAUAAAUAAACCUCACACAAAAGCUAUAUUGUAAAGUCUAAAAGAAUGUUUAUAGAAAGUUAUGAUACAAUCCAAUAAUUUUCCAUGUGAAAAUGUAUAUGUAAAAUUAAUCUCCAUGAGGACCAGUGCACUAUACUUUUUUUUUUUUUGUACUAUGUGACUUUAAGCAUCGCUGUCUGCAUAUAGGGAUGGGGGCAGCACAAUUCAAAGUUCUGUUGUCUAACUUUCUAAUUGUGGUCCAGUCCUGUUGGCUGAAGUAAGCUCAAAUUUAAAUGUACAUUGAAGCAUAUAAGGGAUUAAUGAAAAGAUUGGUAAGAUUAUUCUGGAAAUUAAAAAUAUCCCCCUUUUGCACAGCUAGUCACCCCCUAUGUUGUGAGGUGUUUUUUCUUUUCUUUCUCUAUACAGAAUUUAUGAACUGCACUUUGUACUGGACCCUUUAUAAAAGGGAGAUUUUCGUUUUAACCUGUUAACUUUCAAAGAAAGUUGUAAAUGUUUUUGUAAAACAUUUCUUUGUCUUGAAAAUAAAAAUUUAAAAAGUUGUCUUGUUUGCUUUUCCUAUUAAAUUGACAUUGACAAUGAAAAUAACUACCACACUUUACACUAACAGGUGUAUGUUACCUGUUGUGUAGCCAUAUCAGUGUUCUAGUACAACUACACUCUGUACGUG
This is a messenger RNA of Pelobates cultripes (western spadefoot toad), 27961 nucleotides long. NCBI's taxonomy places the organism in Eukaryota, Metazoa, Chordata, Amphibia, Anura, Pelobatidae. The record is from the annotation of a GenBank genome assembly.